GUUUGACUUUUCUGAUAAGUUGACUUUAUUUUAUUGGUUUCCCUCGUUUAGUGUGUUAUGUUACGUGAUUGGUAUUGUUUGGAUGCUGGCACUUGCCUAUAAACCUUUGAAUGCCGGUACUUAUUUCUCUGAGAAUGCCCUGUUACCAGGUCUUGUAGAGAGAGAGUUUUACUAUGAACAGGACUGUGUUACUUACACCAACCAAGUUAUACAAGAGGUGAACAAAGACAAAGUGAUGCCAACUGAAUGGCUUAGGGAAACCAUGAUGCAACUAGGACUGGAAUCAUUCAUACAGAAUUUUACUGUUCAGCAUCCAUUCCUUGGUAAAACUGGGAAAGGCAAACAAGCUAAACCCAAGCUGAUAUCGGGUACCAAUGUGUAUGGUAUACUGCGAGCCCCUAAGGUGGCUGGUACAGAAGCUGUGGUGUUUUCUAUACCAUUUAGAAAAGGCAAAGAUGCUAAGAACCUUGGCGGCACAUUGCAUGGUAUUGGUCUAAUGCUGUCUUUGGCAAAGUUUUUCAGAA
Messenger RNA from Saccoglossus kowalevskii, 524 nucleotides. Its product is annotated as GPI-anchor transamidase component GPAA1-like. Gene Ontology annotation, biological process: attachment of GPI anchor to protein. Gene Ontology annotation, cellular component: GPI-anchor transamidase complex; membrane. Lineage: Eukaryota; Metazoa; Hemichordata; Enteropneusta; Harrimaniidae. The record is from RefSeq and is a predicted model, not a curated record.